AUGACAGACUUUGGUUGUCGUACCAAGGACGGAUCACCCAACAGUUCGCAGAACUACCGCAACCCAAAAUGCCCAAAGAACACUGUAACAUAUAUGGCCCAGCGCAGAGGUCGCGACGAAAAGCAAGCUGACGCUGCCCAAACUAUCAUGCAGCGCCCACCUAAGCCUUUUAGGAAUGCAAACACUCACCAGUCUAAAGGAGAGGCAGUAGCACCCAUGAAGUUUUGA
Botrytis deweyae is the source of this 228-nucleotide messenger RNA. RefSeq lists its product as uncharacterized. Bases 1 to 228 code for a protein of 75 amino acids. The transcript is spliced from 3 exons. NCBI's taxonomy places the organism in Eukaryota, Fungi, Ascomycota, Leotiomycetes, Helotiales, Sclerotiniaceae. The record is from RefSeq and is a predicted model, not a curated record.